Alternaria ventricosa is the source of this 1983-nucleotide messenger RNA. RefSeq lists its product as uncharacterized. Gene Ontology annotation, molecular function: protein binding. Bases 1 to 1983 code for a protein of 660 amino acids. The transcript is spliced from 2 exons. The record is from RefSeq and is a predicted model, not a curated record. Gene Ontology annotation, biological process: rRNA processing. NCBI's taxonomy places the organism in Eukaryota, Fungi, Ascomycota, Dothideomycetes, Pleosporales, Pleosporaceae. Gene Ontology annotation, cellular component: small-subunit processome; Pwp2p-containing subcomplex of 90S preribosome.
AUGGCGCCCGCGAAGACGAUCCCACACAAGUCCGGUGGUCACCAGCGCUACGCACUCGAGAAGGCGAAAGAUCCUGCGCGAUUCCAGUCCGAACUUGCGGGCUCAGACGACGAUGCAAAUGCAGGCGCACUGCAGCCGGUGAAGGAACCACAAGACGAUGAUUUUGAAGGGUUCGGCUCCGAGGAGGAAGUUGGAGACAAUGAAGCCCGGGACGAAGAAAGCGAUGAAGAGAGAAUAGACAUCCAGACGGAGAAGAAGCAGGAAAAGCCUGUCUUGCCGAAGGAUGCUGAGGAAGAAGAGCUGGAGCGCAUGAUCUUUGGCGACUCUGAGGGCUUCCGUCAGGGUCUGGAGAACUUCUCGCUCGACCCGACCGCAAACGCAUACGGCGACUCAUCGGACGAAUCGGGAGCAGAAGAGGCCGACCUCGACGCUGUGGCAGACCAGGACCUCUUCUUCUUCGAUGCUGGCCCAGUCGCUGCGCCUGCGGGAUCCGUUGCUGCAAAGGCAGAAGAAUCAGACGAGGACGAUGGCAAGCCCGCCUGGGAAGACAGCGACGACGAGAGGCUCGUAGUCAGUUUGGCCUCGGUGCCGCAACUGAGGAAGCUGCGAGAGACGGCAGAUGACGACAUGGUCAACGGCAAGGAAUAUGCGCGGCGAUUACGGAAGCAGUACCAGAGGCUAUACCCUACGCCAAAGUGGGCGAUACAUGCGACAGGCAAGGCCAACAAGAAGCGCCGACGGGACAUGGAUGACGACGAGAGUGGCGAUGAGUCUGCGAGCGACAUGGACGUGGACGAAGAGGGCCUGUCCACGCAGCCACUGGCUAGGCUACUCAAGGAUGCGGAUAUCCUGUCACAAACCUCACGAAGCGUGGCCAAGCGGAGGAAGGUGCAAGCAGGCACCAUCGACAUCCAGCGACUGAAAGACGUCGCUAAGGCUGGCCCGUCUGCCAUCACCUCCCUCUCCUUCCAUCCCGCGUACCCGCUGCUCCUCUCCUCCGGUCCUAGCUCAACACUAUACCUUCACCACGUCAAUCCUAACCCGCCGAACCCGAACCCUCUCCUCACAUCUCUGCACAUCAAAAAGACUCCUCUCGUCACAACCGCGUUCCAUCCUUCACCUUCGGACUCGCGCAUCUUCCUCAGCGCGCGACGACGCUACUUCCACGUCUGGAACAUUGCGACUGGCCGAGUGGAGAAGGUGUCGCGUGUAUACGGUCACCAGCACGAACAACGGACAAUGGAGAAUUUCUCCCUCUCACCGAACGGCAAACACAUGGCUCUUCGGGGUUCCUCGAGAAAGGGUGGCGGUGUGAUCAACAUUCUGGAUGCAAGGACACUGCAGUGGGCGACACAGGUGCGCGUCGAGUCAAGAGGUGGUGUUGCUGACUUCGCAUGGUGGGGUGACGGCACUGGUAUGAGUAUUGCGGGCAAGAAUGGAGAGAUAACGGAGUGGAGCGUUGAAGGAGGCGUCAUAGGACGGUGGAACGACGAGGGUGCUGUUGGUACUACAGUCAUUGCCCUUGGUGGUAAAAGCGGACGUGAAAGCUGGAUAGGUGGCGAUCGAUGGGUGGCCAUUGGCAGCUCAAGUGGCGUUGUCAACGUCUACGACCGGCGAGCAUGGAGCGAGAACGACCCUUCAGUCAAGGGCGCUAAAGACGAUUCGAACGGCGGCAUCCCUAAGGCACCGAAGCCGGUACGCGACCUGCAGAACCUGACGACGCCGAUUUCGCAUCUCACAUUCACCGCGGACGGUCAAGUACUUGCCAUGGCGAGUCAGUGGAAAAAUAACGCGAUGAGGCUGGUGCACCUUCCAUCGGCUACAGUGUUCAAGAAUUGGCCUACCGAGAAGACACCGCUUGGCAGAAUCACAGCAGUCGCAUGGGGAAGGCCGAGCGAAGAGGAGGAGAGAGAAGGUAGCCUCGCACAGCUGGCAGUCGCCAACGAAGCUGGACAUAUCAGAAUGUGGGAGAUAAGAGCUUAA